ACGACAAUUGACAUCGACAUAUGUGUCAAGCACACCCUAUCAUAGUCACCCUAUCUAUCUCAGCAUAAGUAUACGUCGAAACCAGCUUCCCCCAACCUCCCAAAGCCCUUGACUAGCUGUUUAUAUACAUUCUGUGUGUGUGUGUCUUGUGGAUGAUUAUUUCAAUAUAACUAUACAUACAUACAGCAGCGUUACAUAUACACAGCCACGAAGCAGUAAAAACAAUAGAUCGAUUAAACCCUACCAGUUACGAGUUUCCUCAUCUCUCUGUUUUCACACACAAUGGCUGCGAUCGAUCCAACUCGUGGAUUUCUUAAAGAUGUUAAGCGCAUCGUUAUCAAGGUUGGGACGGCUGUUGUCACCCGGGAUGAUGGAAGACUUGCACUCGGAAGACUAGGAGCUCUUUGUGAGCAGAUUCAAAUACUAAAUUCUGAAGGAUUUGAGGUUAUCUUGGUUUCAUCAGGUGCUGUUGGGGCUGGGCGGCAGCGGCUUAGAUACAGAAAACUAGUACACAGCAGUUUUGCUGACCUCCAGAAGCCUCAAGUUGAGCUUGAUGGUAAGGCUUGUGCAGCCGUCGGACAAAAUGGUCUCAUGGCACUUUAUGACACAUUAUUUAGUCAGUUGGAUGUGACAUCAGCACAGCUUCUUGUAACUGAUAAUGACUUUAGGAGUCCGGACUUUAGGAAACAACUUACUGAGACAGUGGACUCACUAUUGUCUUAUAAAGUUAUUCCCGUAUUUAAUGAAAAUGAUGCUGUUAGUACUCGCCGAGCUCCAUAUGAGGAUUCUUCUGGUAUAUUCUGGGAUAAUGACAGCUUGGCUGCUUUGUUAGCUUUGGAGCUUAAAGCGGACCUCCUUGUGCUAUUAAGUGAUGUAGAUGGUCUCUAUAGUGGUCCUCCCAGUGAUCCUCAGUCAAAGCUAAUUUAUACAUACAUUAAAGAAAAGCUCGAGAACACUAUUACUUUUGGUGAUAAGUCAAGGCUAGGAAGAGGUGGAAUGACUGCUAAAGUUAAAGCUGCUGUUUAUGCUUCGCAGGCUGGCAUCCCUGUUGUUAUAACCAGCGGGUUCACUGGGGACAAUAUCAUUAAAGUUCUCCAAGGAGAGCGUAUUGGUACACUCUUCCAUCAGGAUGCUCAUACAUGGGUCUCAACUGGAGAGUUAAAUGCACGUGACAUGGCAGUAGCUGCGAGAGAAAGUUCCAGACACCUUCAGGCCAUGUCUGUGAAAGAAAGGAGUAAGAUAUUACUUGAUAUAGCUGACGCCCUUGAAGCAAAUGAGAAAGUGAUUGUACAUGAAAAUGAAGCUGAUGUGGCUACUGCCAAAGAUGCUGGAUAUGAAACAUCAUUAAUCUCCCGAUUGGCUCUCAAGCCUGGGAAGGUCUCCGCUCUUGCAAAAGCUAUACGUGUGCUUGCAAAUAUGGAGGAGCCGAUUGGACAAGUAUUGAAGAGAACAGAGCUUUCAGAUGGAUUAAUCUUGGACAAAACAUCUUCUCCCUUGGGUGUUCUUCUUGUUAUCUUCGAGUCUCGGCCUGAGGCACUAGUGCAGAUAGCAUCAUUGGCUAUACGAACUGGGAACGGGCUUUUAUUGAAAGGGGGAAAGGAAGCAAGACGAUCCAAUGCAAUCUUGCACAAGGUUAUUACCUCAGCCAUACCAGAAGUUGUUGGUGGAGGACUUAUUGGACUUGUGACUUCUAGAGAUGAGAUUCCUGAGUUGCUAAAGCUUGAUGAUGUUAUUGAUCUUGUGAUCCCAAGAGGUAGCAAUAAGCUUGUCUCCCAAAUCAAGUCUUCUACAAAAAUUCCUGUUCUAGGUCAUGCUGAUGGAAUUUGUCAUGUAUAUGUGGACAAAUCUGCUGAUAUGGAAAUGGCAAAGAGUAUAGUGCUGGAUGCAAAAACAGAUUAUCCUGCAGCCUGUAAUGCGAUGGAAACGCUUCUUGUUCAUAAGGAUCUGAUAGAGAAUGAUGGUGUUAAUGAGCUUCUCAUUGAACUUCAAACUAAAGGUGUUAGCAUAAAUGGUGGUCCAAAAGCAAGCUCCGUGCUUAAUCUUCCUGCAGCACCUUCGUUUCAUCAUGAGUAUGGUUCAAUGACUUGUACCAUUGAAAUUGUGGAUGAUGUGUAUGCUGCCAUUGAUCAUAUUCACGCGCAUGGAAGUGCACAUACUGAUUGUAUUGUUACACAAGACCGUGAAACUGCAGACAUCUUUCUACGUCAAGUUGACAGUGCCGCUGUAUUUCACAAUGCAAGCACAAGAUUUAGUGACGGAUUUCGCUUUGGUCUUGGCGCAGAGGUUGGUAUAAGUACUAGCAGAAUCCAUGCCCGUGGUCCAGUAGGUGUUGAAGGAUUGCUUACAACACGGUGGAUUGCUAGAGGGAGUGGGCAAGUGGUGGAUAAUGAUAAAGGGGUAGUCUAUACUCACAAAGACCUCACCCACCAAGCAUAAUAUCUGUGCUUGAGUGGCAAUGUUGCGACCAAGUGUUGUAUCUUAUAUUUUAACAGCUUUUAAUGCGUUUGCGAACCAAAGCGAACCAAGCUGUGAACAAAACUAUUGGUUGGUUGAUGAUUCAUUAUUUGGGGAGGGAACAAAAAGGGGGUAUUUUAGGUCUAAUUUCUUUUAGCUUCUUAUUAGAGGUACCGAUUAGAUUAUUGUUCUGGCAGUCUCUUUUUAUUUAAUUUUUUAUCCUAGAUGAUGGUAAGUUUUAAUCAUUUAAGGUGGGAUUCUUUCCUUUA
Molecule: messenger RNA, 2723 nt
Organism: Erigeron canadensis
Lineage: Eukaryota; Viridiplantae; Streptophyta; Magnoliopsida; Asterales; Asteraceae
Product: delta-1-pyrroline-5-carboxylate synthase-like
Exons: 20
Coding region: 283-2436 (717 amino acids)
Cellular component (GO): cytoplasm
Molecular function (GO): ATP binding; glutamate-5-semialdehyde dehydrogenase (NADP+) activity; glutamate 5-kinase activity
Source: RefSeq, a predicted model, not a curated record